GUUCCCCCCAUCACUUUUAUAGCCCUGUAUAAUAGCCAUCACUCGCAUGCAUCCUCCCUUGUCACCAGAAGCACACAUUUUCUGGCAAACUCUUGGAGCUAACCAUCAUGAUCAUCAAGAACUAUUUCAUUUUCAUCGAAGCACUCAUAAUCUUUAUGCAAUAUGAUUGGGCAGAUGGUGCGUCAAUGUCAAAAACAGGGAAGUACUCGCCCCCCAACCUCGUGAACUCGCCGACGUUGCCACCAUUCAAAGACUUGAUCGGCGGCGGCGGCGGGCCAUCAACUGGUGCAGCCAAUGGCGUUCCGCCACCUCCCUACUGCUUGUACCCUCCCCACGCAAAACCUGCCAUGCCAGCCCCGUUGCCUCCGAUGGCGAGCCCGCCAGGCGCGUCCCCGCCGGCCGGCUCGCCGUCCAUCGCGCCGGGCAUCAUCAGCCCGCCCGGCGCGUCCCCGCCGGCCGGCUCGCCGACGACGUCCAUCACGCUGGGUGGCAGCCCGCCGCCGCUCGCGUUCAUGCCGCCGGUGGCGUUCCCGGAGCCCCCGCCUCGGGGGCCGCCUGGGCUGUGGUGCGUGGCGAACCCGAAGGCUGCGAGCGCCGUGGUGCAGACGGCCAUGGACUACACGUGCGGGUCGGGCGCGGACUGCGGCACGGCGGCGCCCGGCGGGCAGUGCUACCUGCCGGACACGCUCGCGACGCACGCGUCCUACGCCUUCAACAGCUACUGGCAGCGCACCAAGGCUGCCGGCGGGACCUGCAACUUCGCCGGCGCCGCCGUGCUCGUCACCAGAGACCCCAGUUAUGAUGGUUGCAGAUACGUGUACAUGUGA
Panicum virgatum (switchgrass) is the source of this 827-nucleotide messenger RNA. RefSeq names its product basic proline-rich protein-like. The transcript has 4 exons. Bases 108 to 827 code for a protein of 239 amino acids. The record is from RefSeq and is a predicted model, not a curated record. NCBI's taxonomy places the organism in Eukaryota, Viridiplantae, Streptophyta, Magnoliopsida, Poales, Poaceae.